Molecule: messenger RNA, 1711 nt
Organism: Manihot esculenta (cassava)
Lineage: Eukaryota; Viridiplantae; Streptophyta; Magnoliopsida; Malpighiales; Euphorbiaceae
Product: pentatricopeptide repeat-containing protein At4g18975, chloroplastic
Exons: 8
Coding region: 176-1051 (291 amino acids)
Molecular function (GO): protein binding
Source: RefSeq, a predicted model, not a curated record
CAGCCAUUGCGCUACUACCCUUGUACGGUGUGGACCGCCUCUAACGCCGAAGUAGCAGCAGCCUAACUCCUUCUCCCUCUCUUCAUCACCAACAUCUCCUGAAGACGGCGACGGCGACGACGACGAAGACUGUCACUACCACCGCCAUCUGCACCUUAAUCUCUAACAGCAGGCCAUGUGGAGAUCACCAGCCAUUUCUUCUCUUGUUGGCCAAUUAGCUCGAGCAGGUGAUGCUUGGAUAAGGAGUCCUAAUUGCAGCUACAAUACAGCGGUGCAAGCUCAAAUUUCUAAUAUAAAUGCAAUAAGAUCUACUUCAAUAUUAGAGAAUCAAUAUGAUCGCAAAGCUGCAUGUGAGAUUGCAGACCAGAAAGCUGGACGAGUGCAGAAAUUUCAGAUUGGGGAGAAUGUUUCCAGGAAUGAUAAGAUCAAAUUUCUUGUAAACACGCUUCUUGAUCUUGACAAUAGUAGAGAGGCUGUUUAUGGUACUCUUGAUGCCUGGGUUGCGUGGGAGCGAACAUUCCCUAUUGUGUCCCUUAAGAGCGUUUUGCUUACACUUGAAAAGGAACAGCAGUGGCACAGAGUUGUUCAGGUAAUUAAAUGGAUGCUAAGCAAGGGGCAGGGAAAUACAAUGGGAACAUAUGGGCAGUUAUUGCAAGCCUUAGAUAAGGACCAUAGAGCUGAAGAAGCACACAUGUUUUGGUUGAAGAAAGUUGGUACAGAUCUUCACUCGGUCCCUUGGCAGUUAUGCAAGCGCAUGAUAUCCAUAUACUAUAGAAACAACAUGCUAGAGAGCCUCAUAAAGCUUUUCAAGAGCCUGGAAGCUUUUGAUCGCAAACCUCCAGAAAAAUCAAUUAUCCAGAAAGUGGCAGAUGCAUACAUGAUGCUAGGUAUGCUCGAAGAAAAAAAGCGUGCACUGCAAAAGUAUAAUUAUCUUUUCCAAGAAACAGAGAAAGGAUGCCUCAAGAAAUCUAGAAACACCUCAUCUAAGAAGAAGUCGGGGCACAGAAAACACACAUCAAAUUCAGAAGCCUGUAUGGAAAGCUUACAAUAACCAGAGUUAUCCCUUUUUCUCCUAUGCAUGAAUACCUCUUCCAUGGCUGAGCAUCUUUGCUUCUCAGUUGCCAUACCAUGAAACACUUUGAAUCUUUCAAUGUACUUCAAGCAUAGUUAGCCACUUGAAUACCAAUGCUUUGGGGCGUGCAUUAUAUUGCAAAGCAGCAAAGAUAUAUUGAUUCACUUAAAAGUUAUGCUACACCAAAUCCCAAGUUUUCUUGCUUCCAGGAUGAUGGUAACAGUUUGAUUUGUGGAAGAUUAUCCAAGGCUGGGAUCUUGUACGAGUGCUGGAUUGUUGUUGGUUGAUGGUUGUGUUUAUCGAGCACAUUUCUUCUUUAACACUCCUCUUUAAAAUGAUCAAAUGCUUUCAAGGUGCGAAGGAGAUGCGAUUUACAGGUAAUAUAAUCCACAGUGAUUCUCCUUGGUAUUAAAUCCGCCAUGUUCUUUGUUUUGGCUUAAAACUGCCAGCGACUGUUAGAGUAUUAUUGUGAAUUUGUUGUGUGACCUCCUUUCCUUUAUAUGUUCAGCUUCAUCAUUGUGUUUGGACUGUGAUUUGUCGACUUCUUGGGAAAUUCAAGGUGGAAAAAAAGAGAAAAAAGAACAGUACCUGUCUGUAUUUAUGUCUACUAAAAACAAUGAAAUGAUGAUUUUGCAUUAA